Molecule: messenger RNA, 2477 nt
Organism: Pseudomyrmex gracilis
Lineage: Eukaryota; Metazoa; Arthropoda; Insecta; Hymenoptera; Formicidae
Gene: Mgat3
Product: beta-1,4-mannosyl-glycoprotein 4-beta-N-acetylglucosaminyltransferase
Exons: 4
Coding region: 1048-2343 (431 amino acids)
Biological process (GO): protein N-linked glycosylation; N-acetylglucosamine metabolic process
Cellular component (GO): membrane
Molecular function (GO): beta-1,4-mannosylglycoprotein 4-beta-N-acetylglucosaminyltransferase activity
Source: RefSeq, a predicted model, not a curated record
ACAAAAUUUAAAUAAUUUACAAACAAUUCCAUUGAUCUUAAAAUAUCCGCAAAUAGCAAACGGAGCAUCAGAUUGUACAGCAAAAUUGUUAUUGAAAUAUUUUUGAGUUUUCUAAAUCUGUAAUAUUUCUACAUUUAUUGUUAUUGCAUAUAUUUUGUUAUUAUCAGCGCGUGUGUCAUAGUGUGCACGUAGCUUUUCUGUACAAAUACGAGGAGUCUUUUUUUUAUACACGGCUGAAAUAUAAACAAAGGGUCAAUGCGCCGCUCCUAUGAGACUGCGCGCCAUUGUUCCUAGAGACUACAAGCGAGGACUUCCGACCACCAUGAUGACUACAAGCACGUGAGUAUGUGUCACAUGAGACAUUUGAUUAAUAUUCAUCGCGUGAAACGUCAAAAAGCCAUUCUCGUCGCGUUUACAACAACCGGUAGUCCGGGAAUACGCAGUCAAUUCUCGUGAUCGAUAUCAUGUCGAUCCCGACCCAGUCGGGCAGACCCAGUUCGUUUUUUCGCGAAACGAACGAUUACUCUCAUGCCUCACACAAAGAGAAUAACAUAUAGUUAAUGAGAUGCUGCCUCUUCCAAGACGCGUGCGCCUUGCGAAUAGUCACGAUCAUGCCUGCUCGGGCGAGAGUGUGUGUUCGUUGAAACGACCGAACCACCGGCUGGCCCGAUGCGGCACUCGGGCGUGGUUUUUCACGUCGUCGUGUUGCGGCUGCAGCUGCUCAGCCCAGAAAAAAAAAGACUUCCAUCUCUCCCGAGACUCGAAGGAGUUCAACGGCCCGUGACUAUUCAAAAGAAAAAGUUUCACGAGAGAUAUAGUGGAAAAUAUCAGCUCGAUGAGGAAAUGAGAUCAACGAAUUUUUUCAAGCAACACAGAAAUGCAUGAAGGCCUACAUAUGCGAAUUGAGAAAAAAGUCGACUUCCGAUAAAAAUAUGACGUCCCUGAGACAAUCUUAACGAAAAAAAAUGAUGUCUCCGAUAGCUAGUGAAAGUUUUUUUCAGAGACUGAUGAGAAAUUAGACUAUUCGGGUGUAGGGAUUGAUGUGCCAUGCAGGUCCGUCUAGAUGGGAAGCUGGCGUUGCUUUAUACCUUAUUGGUCUUGCAAGUUCUGAUUGUUAUGGUAUAUGUUGCCACAACACCGCCGACCGAGCUAACCGCAUCGUCGACACGUGCGACCGUCAGUUUUGUCAAGUUUGAGCCGUCACAGGAACUGCAAACGAGUCAUCAUGGAAGAAUUCACAAGAAGUCGCCGAUUUAUCAGACAAUCAGCGGAGAGGUAGCGUUAAAAGAUGUGAAGACUUAUCGACUGUUCGAAACGUACAACCGCACCGCGUGCUGGAAGUUCGGAGUGGACGAGCACAAGAUGAGAAGCAACGAGCAUCUGGAGAGAUGUAUCUGCAAUCAAGGAUGGCACGGCCUCGACUGCGGACAGCCGGAGGUCGUGUGGCGAGCGAUCAUGGCGUCAAAACAGAACAUCAGUCUGAAACGGCGUAAAAGCGCCAGACGCGUCAUUCACACCUUCUUCCUGAACGAGUAUAACUCGGCGAUCGUCGAGGUGAUAGUUGAGGAGCUUUACGACGUCGUGGAUCUUUUCGUAAUCUGCGACUUCAGCAACGCGGAGGACAAUUUUCGACACAAACUGUCGAAAGGAUUGCUGCAGAAGGAGCAGAAAAAGAUCUUGUACGUCAACGUGGCAACGAAAUCGCGAAAACCGCUGAGAGCGGUGUCCAAGUACAUCUGGGACAGAAUCAGAAAUAUAGUGCAAAAUCUGCGAGACGACGAUAUCUACGUGACAACCGGUCCGGAGCAGAUACUGAAUCUCCGAGCGCUAAUGUUCCUCAAGAUGUACGACGGUUGGCCUCAGCCUAUCGGUUUUAGAUUAAGAUGGUCGGUCUACGGUUUUUUCUGGCAACACCCGUUGAAGACGAUGAUCACGCUCGGCGCGUACACCGUCGGAUAUAUUCGCAACGCCUAUCAAUCCAAUUCGCUGAUGCUGCGGCAACAGCUGGACGGGGACGCCAGUGAGAGAGAUAUCUUAGGACUGGUCAUAGGAGAUUUAAAUCAUUACGGCGGGUGGUACUGCUAUCUGUGCCAAGCGCCCGCGAAUAUCAUCGUGAGUCUUCGCAACAAGGUCCAGUCUAAGGAGAUUUACAUCGAGAAGUCCAUCGACGUGCCGUUCGUCGAGGAUCUGAUUGGGAGCGGCGUGUGGCUGGACGGUAAGACUGCUCUUCUUCGAGUCUCGAAAUCGAGGGAUUUUUACUUCGCCCCCGAAACGAUUCUCAACAACACGUGGAAGUACGACUGGCUGGUGGAGAACUUCUACGCUAAACUAGAUUACUACUAACGUACUUGCGCACCUGACUGUGAUACUAACUUAUACUCAAUACUCAACACUAGCGUAUUAUUAUACUGGAUUUAUAUAACACUCUAAGAUAUUUACGUUGACGAAAUAUAAACGUUAAAUGGUUUAUAGACUCA